This is a messenger RNA of Meira miltonrushii, 687 nucleotides long. RefSeq names its product CRAL/TRIO domain-containing protein. Gene Ontology annotation, molecular function: phosphatidylinositol transfer activity. The annotation marks the transcript as partial. Lineage: Eukaryota; Fungi; Basidiomycota; Exobasidiomycetes; Exobasidiales; Brachybasidiaceae. The transcript has a single exon. The record is from RefSeq and is a predicted model, not a curated record.
UACGUCCCUUGGGAAAGAAGAUGGAUCGAAGAUCCUUCUACAGUUCGAAGAUAUGCAAAGGCUGUCAAUUGGGAUGAAACACAGGCAAAGAAGAGAGUAAUUGAUACCCUACAUUGGCGUCGUGAUUUCAAGCCGGAUCUGAUCGUUCCAGAUGAAGUGAAAGGGGAAGGCGAGACGGGAAAACACAUUAUAAGCGGAUUUGAUAAUGCAGGAAGACCAUGCCUAUACCUAAGGCCUGGAAGGGAGAACACAAAAGCAAAUCCACAACAAAUUAGAUUUUUGGUAUUCGAUCUAGAACGUGCAAGUGACUUUUGUCCACCGAAUCAAGACAAGAUUUGUUGGGUUAUCGAUUACCAUCGUGCAACCAAUGCAACACAACCAAGUUUCUCAACCCAGUUAAAGGUAUUGAACAUUCUACAAAAUCAUUAUCCUGAAAGAUUGGGUUCGGCAAUCGUGGUGAACGUGCCUUGGUUCUUGUCUACCUUCUUCACUGCAAUUUCACCUUUCUUAGACCCGAUUACUCGUGAAAAAGUUCAAAUGUUACGUACGCCGGAAAAAGUGAAAGAUUUCAUUCCUGUGGAUAUGCUCGAUUAUGAAUUCGGAGGAUCUUGGAGAUAUGAAUUCGAAUUUGAAAGGUAUUGGAAUCAAGUCUUAGACUUUUGCGGAAUCGCUCAAGACGGAACGAGG